Molecule: messenger RNA, 1186 nt
Organism: Micropterus salmoides (largemouth bass)
Lineage: Eukaryota; Metazoa; Chordata; Actinopteri; Centrarchiformes; Centrarchidae
Exons: 10
Coding region: 77-991 (304 amino acids)
Source: RefSeq, a predicted model, not a curated record
GCAGGUGCAAGCAUCACCACACUACGAGAGCAAAAGAUAUUUGAUUGUGUGUUUUGUGAACAACAGAGGAGCAACAAUGAUGAUCUCAGUCCUCUUCACUUUGCUCUUUUUUCAGGUGACACAAGAUUAUGUGAGCUGUGUUAAUAUGAAGAUACCCAUUGAUUUUGUGACUGUAGCGUUAGGGGAAUCUCUUACAUUAAACUGCACCUACAAUUGCUCCGCUGGAUUUGUUCGUGGCUGUUGGAGUAAAUCAUCAGACAACUCUGGCUGUCAUGGGAGAAUCAACUCUUGCACAACGUCUCUUCAUCUAUUAAAUGUGUCCACUGAAGAUCUCACGACAAACUACACUUGCUACACACAACACACAGAUGACACUCAACUUCCACAAAAAAUAGAGCGUAUAGUUUUACUGAAACUUCAAGUUCAAACAAGUGCCCCAAACUGUACAAUUAACCCUAAGACUGAAACCAAAAAUGCAUCUCCUUCUCCUAAGCCAAAAGAUUCAAGUGGAGGAGAAUUCACUGGAAUUAAGGUUUUAGCAACUGUUACGCUUGCUGUGGCCAUUGUGCUUGCGGCAUUGGCCGUUUACCUAUGUCUGAACCGGAGCAGACAGAGCUGGAAUUGUAAAGGAGAGCCUGUUGUGUCUAGGUCAGGCUCACCACCACCUCUGCAAGCUGUCCUCUCACCAGUAAAGGGGUCAUUGUCCACACAAAGCGAAAGAGUGAUUUUGAGGAUUCCUACACCAGAUAAUGAGAGUGACACUGAGGUUCCGUAUGCCGAUAUAAUGAUCACUGUCCGAGGGGUCAGCACACCAGAGCUCACUCAGCUCAGCUACUUGGCUCCUGGAGAUCAAAAAGAGUGGUGGGGAGAUGAAUCAAGGUCUCACCUGCAGGCCUCACGUUCAGCUGACAGACUGCAUGUCCCCCACCCCAGAGAGGUCAACCGCAAGAUGAGCACCAACUCUGAGUAUGCAGUCAUCACAUAUGCCUGACUGAGGUCGUUGCAGCUGGAAAAGGAGAGGGAGAAGAAAAAUACACAUUUGUUUUUGUUAAACAUGCUAAUACACGUCCCCGUUUUGUUUGUUUUUUUUGCUGGUUUAUAUGUACCUUUUACAUUGUUUUGUUACGUGCGCUAUGUUUAUAAUGUACCCGAUUUUAUAUUCAAUAAAAUCCUGUGAGUUUUGUGA